ACAACUGAAGCCACAACAACAGCAGCUCCAACCACUGAGGCAACAACGACACCUUCGCCAACAACAAAUGACCCUGCCCCGACAACAACUGAAGAAACAACGACACCUGCUCCAACAACUGAAACAACUACAAGUGCUCCGACAACUGAAGAAACGACACCUGCUCCAACAACUGAA
Molecule: messenger RNA, 177 nt
Organism: Micropterus salmoides (largemouth bass)
Lineage: Eukaryota; Metazoa; Chordata; Actinopteri; Centrarchiformes; Centrarchidae
Product: gamete and mating-type specific protein A-like
Exons: 3
Source: RefSeq, a predicted model, not a curated record